Electrophorus electricus (electric eel) is the source of this 2228-nucleotide messenger RNA. It is a transcript of the gene gch1, whose product is annotated as GTP cyclohydrolase 1. Gene Ontology annotation, cellular component: cytoplasm. NCBI's taxonomy places the organism in Eukaryota, Metazoa, Chordata, Actinopteri, Gymnotiformes, Gymnotidae. Gene Ontology annotation, biological process: tetrahydrobiopterin biosynthetic process; tetrahydrofolate biosynthetic process. Gene Ontology annotation, molecular function: GTP cyclohydrolase I activity; zinc ion binding; GTP binding. The record is from RefSeq and is a predicted model, not a curated record.
UUGAGGCCGGGAAACCUGAAGCGAGUAAGGUUUUUAUUCAGCAACUUCCAUAUCCGUGUUGGAGAAGUAGCACAAAAUAUCAAUCUUGGGCGACAAUGCAGCGCUCUAAACUGAAACAGAUCAAUCAAAGCGUAAACGAUGCAUCGGCGACCCACGACAGUUCAAUAAAUGGACAUUUUGAGGGCAAAGCGAAGAUUGCCAAGUGGGCCGUACUAUCUAAAGAUGCAACUGGUGAAACGAGCAGUAGUCAGCCGUCCUCUGUCAUAGAAAGCUGGAAGGAAGCGCGCACUCGAAGUGUAGAAGACAACGAGAUGAGUCUGCCAAGUAUCGCCGCUGCUUAUAGCACGAUCCUCAGGGGACUCGGAGAAGAUCCCGAGAGACAGGGGUUACUAAAAACACCCUGGAGGGCAGCCACGGCCAUGCAGUUCUUCACAAAAGGGUAUCAGGAGCAAAUAAUAGAUGUUCUAAACGAUGCCAUUUUCGAUGAGGACCACGAUGAAAUGGUGAUUGUGAAGGACAUUGACAUGUUCUCCAUGUGCGAACACCAUCUUGUUCCUAUCUUUGGGAGAGUCCACAUAGGUUACCUUCCAAACAAAAGGGUACUUGGUCUGAGCAAACUCGCAAGGAUUGUUGAGAUAUACAGCAGGAGACUGCAAGUUCAGGAGCGAUUGACCAAACAGAUUGCAGUUGCUAUUACGGAGGCUUUACAGCCUGCCGGAGUUGGAGUGGUCGUCGAGGCAACUCACAUGUGCAUGGUGAUGAGAGGCGUGCAGAAGAUGAACAGUAAGACGGUGACCAGCGCGAUGCUGGGGGUGUUCCGUGAGGACCCCAAGACUCGGGAUGAGUUCCUCACCCUGAUCCGCAGUUGAGAAGAGCUGGCAAGAGCUCAGUCCGGCUCCGCCCACCACCCUGCCCACCACACCCACUGCCACACCCCCCUCCCCAGCUCCUCCCAGACCUUUUCACCAAACACAUCACUUACUAGAUCCGAGUCAUAGGUAAAGCAGCGUUUAGCUGAAACACUGCUGCUAUGGAACAUCUGCUCCUGCCAAACCAACACAUCAACCUGUGAGAUAAGGGAGUUACCUCAGCAAAACCAUCUCUCCUAGUCUUUUAACGCGUUUGUGGGAGUGGGGAGGGUGUGUGAAGUAUUGUGUGCAUUUGUGUGCAUGUUCACCAGUUUGUGCAUUGUGAAUCCAGCAGGGUCUUGUGUUGCGCGAUUUGUCACGUGAUAGAUUUUACCGAGGGACCACUGAAGUUUGACUCAUGGGUCUCUGAUGAAAAAAAAAAUCCGGCAUCACCAGCUAUGUUUUUAUUGUAAUAUGAGACCAUGUUUUACUUAUCUGACAAAUAAUCUAUUUUAAGCAUUUGUGAUUAGACUUAUAGCCAUAGCAGUCAAGCCAAAGGAAAUCCAACCAACACUGUUUUAUUCCACAUUAUUAAAUGUGCUGCAUUUGUAAUUUCAACACCACCAGAAUCACAGUGUAAUUUUCAGGCACCAUUCGGAGCAAGCGGAAAAAGCUGAAGUGAUUACAGUGAUGGCACAUUUGAGUAACUGUAAUUCUCAUGUGAAGACUUCACUUUUGUGAAGAUUAAAAAAAAAAAAUAAUUGGCAUCACUGAAAAAUGUAUUCAGGCAGUGCUGAUGUUUUGUCAUGCCAUGUUGUUGUGUCAAGUGCAUAUUGUGUCUAUCGUGACAUCACAGCUCCAACCUCAUGACAAAUGCAUUAAUUUCCGAUCACUGCCCAAAGUAUUUCUUGAUCGGGACAAUUGAAGAACCUCCUGAGUGACAAACACCCUGUUGCAUGCUGUUAGAUUAGUGAUACUCUGGGCCUUGAAAUGUGCUGUAUUAAUGACUAUAGAUGUUUCUGCUCUGAUUUUUUCUGCAUGGAAAAGGGACCAAAGUUCAAAGGUGCAGUUGAAGACUAAAAGUCUCAACUUUGAUAGAAAACAUAUAACUAUGCUGACAAAUGUGUUCUUUGAUAUCGUAACAUUGGUUGAGUGAUCAGUCCAUGUAUUGACAGAAAAUAUUAAAUCCUGCAUUUUUAAGAAAUGUAUUUGUGUGUUCUUUUAGGUGUAAGUAAUAUUUCCAAGUGUGUAAUGUGUUGAAUGAUUUUUGAAUUGGAGAUAGUCUUGGCUUUCAUCAAAAAUGUGGGCUUAAAGAAAACCUCACAAAUUACUGCACCAAUGUGAAGAAAUCCAGAGGAAAUAUAUUUGUUUCUUAAUAGA